CAUUGAUCGCGCGCUCCCCCCGCAAAGCUGCUGCUGCUGCCGCCGCGGCGGAGCGGGCGGGGGCCGAGGCCGGCCGGGAGCGAGCGCGCGGGCAGCCCCCCGACUCCGGCCGCCCCCUCCGCGCUGGGUGCAGCCGCCCGAGUCCGUAGCCGUGCUGGAGCUGGCCGGCUUCCUUGGGCCUGGGCCCUGAGAGAGGAUCCCGUGACCGUGGUGGAGUGAGAUAAGGCUGGGAUUGCAGGCCUGCUUCGCUCCAAAGAUGUUCCCGCAAAACCGCCCCCCGGCUCAUCUCCAGGCACCCGCCGUGGCUUCGGCAGCUGCCAGCACGGUUUCCACGACCCCUCAGUCCCUGAAACUGACCUACCCGGAGACCUUGGACCGGAUCAAGGAGGAAUUCCAGUUCCUGCAAAACCAAUACCACAGCUUGAAGUUAGAAUGUGAAAAACUGGCAACAGAAAAAACCGAAAUCCAGCGACAUUAUGUCAUGUACUAUGAAAUGUCCUACGGCCUGAACAUCGAAAUGCACAAACAGACGGAGAUCGCCAAGCGGCUCAACGUCAUCUGUGCCCAGCUCAUCCCAUUCCUGUCCCAGGAGCAUCAGCAGCAAGUGGUCCAGGCAGUGGAGCGAGCCAAGCAGGUGACUAUGGCAGAGUUGAACGCGGCAAUCGGGCAUCAGCUCCAGGCGCAGCACCUGUCCCACCACGCCCCUCCCAUCCCGCUGACCUCUCACCCCUCCGGCAUGCAGCCCGGCAUCGGUGGAGCGUCUGGUCUGCUGGCUCUCUCCGGGGCCCUGGGAGCUCAGGGCCAGCUCCUCCCGAAGGACGACAGGGGACUUCACGACAGCGAGCACAGAGAGCGAGACCUGGGUCCCAGCUCCCUGGCGCUGCCCAACGGGGAGCGGGUGCGAGCCAUCUCAGAGUACCUGAGCAACAGCAAGAAGAGGAAGGCUGAGGAGAAGGACUUUGUCACGGACUACGGCAGCGAUGCGGACAAGAGUGAGGACAACCUGGUGGUGGAUGAGGACCCCUCCUCCCCGCACAGCGUCCACUCGUACUCCUCCCGCGAGAACGGGGUGGACAAGGUCCCGUUGCAGCGGAAGGAGGCUGUACCGCUCAGUCCCACCUCCUUGGCCUCAUCCAGCAGCACCUCCCCAUCACGGAGCAAGGACCAGCCCACGGUGGAGAAAGCCGCCACUCCCGGUUUGAAGUCCAGCACCCCGACUUCCCAAGGAGACGCCACGGUGCCAGGCUCCAGUAGCAGCAGCGCCACCCAGCAGUUCCGCCCGGGGGCGGCAAAGCCCUCGGUGGAUUCGUUAGCUCUGGGCCUGAGGAACCCGCUGGCCAUGCAGAGCUCCUACCCGGCCGCCUUCGGCAUGGCGCACCCCUCCGUCAACGGCGACAUGGCCGGGGCUGGGGCCUACGCAGGGCUGCACCUGGUGUCCUCACAGCUCAACGGGGCAGCGGCGGCCGUGGGAGCCGCCGGCUACGGCCGUUCCCCUCUGGUCGGCUACGACCCGCACUGCCACAUGCGUGUCCCGGGGCUGUCGGCCGGCAUGCAGGCGGGGACCUCGGGCAAACCUGCCUACUCCUUCCACGUGAGCGCCGACGGGCAGAUGCAGCCGGUCCCCUUCCCUCCCGACGCCCUCAUCGGCACCGGCAUCCCCCGGCACGCCCGCCAGCUCCACACCCUGACCCACGGCGAGGUGGUCUGCGCCGUCACCAUCAGCAACUCCACCCGGCACGUCUACACAGGGGGCAAGGGCUGCGUGAAGGUGUGGGACGUGGGGCAGCCUGGGACCAAGACGCCCGUGGCGCAGCUGGACUGCCUGAACCGCGACAACUACAUCCGCUCCUGCAAGCUCCUCCCGGACGGGCGCAGCCUCAUCGUCGGGGGGGAGGCCAGCACCUUGUCCAUCUGGGACCUGGCUGCGCCCACCCCCCGCAUCAAGGCGGAGCUGACCUCCUCGGCGCCCGCCUGCUACGCCCUGGCCAUCAGCCCCGACGCCAAGGUCUGCUUCUCCUGCUGCAGCGACGGCAACAUCGUGGUGUGGGACCUGCAGAACCAGACUCUGGUCAGGUGA
Trachemys scripta elegans is the source of this 2077-nucleotide messenger RNA. RefSeq names its product transducin-like enhancer protein 1. Lineage: Eukaryota; Metazoa; Chordata; Testudines; Emydidae. Gene Ontology annotation, biological process: negative regulation of canonical Wnt signaling pathway; regulation of DNA-templated transcription. Bases 257 to 2077 code for a protein of 606 amino acids. The transcript has 17 exons. Gene Ontology annotation, molecular function: protein binding; transcription corepressor activity. Gene Ontology annotation, cellular component: transcription regulator complex; nucleus. The record is from RefSeq and is a predicted model, not a curated record.